ACAUAGUAAGUAAUACCUAGUAGUAGUUUAUUCAGCUUUACUACAUUAGCAUUGUUCGAAGAAAAGUUCUCAGAGUUUCCUACAGAAGCCAAUAAUACAACUACUCUAUACCAUCUGCGAAAUAGAUACACAUUCAUCUAUAUAAACAAAAAUUCUCCAAUAACAACUCUAGCUUCACGUAUCAUCCGCAACCUCAAUCCCGGGAUGGAUGGAAACGGAGAGCAACCCCCGUUUGUGCCCUUCACCAAGGCCGAGCGUAUCCAGCAGUUAGGUGAAAUCGAUCGAAAUAUCGUCAGCCUCUUGCGUUCUUCAGCACAAGCUAUCGAGACCCUCGGCAAGCAAGUGGCACGAGGAGAAGAUGUUAACAUGGUCGACGACAAGGAACAGCAAGCUCAAAUAUUUCAAGACUCUAUGAAUGACUUCCUUCGAACUCUACGUUCUGUCAAUGUCGGUAUGAAACGACAGAUAUGGGGACUCGAAGAGGAAGGCAUCAUCACGUUAGAUAAGGAGACCCAGAAUGUGAGCAGUGAAGGCGGUGAGGUCCAGGCAACCAGUCGCCGCACUGCUCCGCUCAAACCUGAUGGCGAUGGAAAGAUUGGCGGACUCGACGUUGGCUGGCUCAAUAGCCGAAGCGACAAGGUUGAAAAAGAUAUGGAGGCCGACCUCUGGAAGGAGGCUGAUGAAUUUCUACGACGGGUCCUUCAGGCGGGCGGUGUCAACCCGACCACAAAUGGAGCAGAAAGUCAGAAGUAGUUUAUUAAGGUUGAUUGCGCGAAUCGGUGCGGCGUUAUGUGUAAAGGUCUAGCCUAGCAUUAGGCGGUGUUGAAGGAGUUAAAUACCAUCCAUGGGUACGGUUUCUCUCGGUUUGGUUGACGCAAUUCGCUCAGUUUAAUAUAUUAAAUUGGUCUGGAUUCGGUUAUAUUCAGGUAG
Molecule: messenger RNA, 930 nt
Organism: Annulohypoxylon maeteangense
Lineage: Eukaryota; Fungi; Ascomycota; Sordariomycetes; Xylariales; Hypoxylaceae
Product: mediator complex, subunit Med11
Exons: 2
Coding region: 205-753 (182 amino acids)
Biological process (GO): regulation of transcription by RNA polymerase II
Cellular component (GO): mediator complex
Molecular function (GO): transcription coregulator activity
Source: RefSeq, a predicted model, not a curated record